Messenger RNA from Salmo salar (Atlantic salmon), 2327 nucleotides. RefSeq names its product exosomal polycystin-1-interacting protein. The record is from RefSeq and is a predicted model, not a curated record. NCBI's taxonomy places the organism in Eukaryota, Metazoa, Chordata, Actinopteri, Salmoniformes, Salmonidae.
GAGGCAGAGAAACAGAGGGAGAGGGAUGAUCUGGAGAGGCAGAGAAAGAGAAAGAGAGGGAGGAUUCGGUUGGGUGCUUGCGGCCGCAUACGGAACAUGAUGUCAGAGGAAUGCUCUGCGCUGCUCCUCAUAGCUGACUGGAACAGCAGCCACCUUCCUCUCUCACUCCCUCCCCGUCUCCCUUUCCUUCUGCAUCCGGCCCAGCAGCUGGAGUUUGCAGCAAAUGAAGGGAGGGGAAGGAAAGAAGGGAGCAAGGGAAGCAAAAGGGAGAGAGACAGAGGGAGAGGCAAAGUUUGGUGUGACAUAAAGAGAGGGGGAUGAGUUGGACUGGGACAGUAAAGGAGUGGGAAGGAAGGGAACUGAACAGUAGUCUGUAGAGGUUGGGCUCCGGUAAUGCAGACUGGGCUGUGGUCUGUGUACUUAGCAGGGAUCUGGUGACUGAAGGAUACAGAGGCUGCAUGGAGCAGUCAGACACCUUAGCACAGAGUGGGAAUUUGCUUACUGGCUUCAGAAUAUCCACUCGGUGAAGAUGUAGUCCAUUUGGUUUCCGUGGAGAUGUCUCUAAACAGGGCCUCCUCUUGUCGCCGCCCUCCUGCCCUGUUACUGUGGACUCUGUGGGUUCUACUCCUCCCCACGACCGUCGGCUCGAGCACGGGCCCCGGCAACAGCACCCUGCUCUUCAACAGUGCCACCCACGGCAACAGCCUGAGGAAAUGCAGCUGCUCCACCAACAUCCAGGACUGUGACGAGGCGUUGGCAAACCUGCUGUGCAGCUGCCGCACCAUGUCGCACUCAGAGCUGACCCCUGGGGGCCUGAGGGAGCAGGGCAGCUUGACCAUGUGGCUCAGAGAGCCCUGGGUCCUCACAGAGCUACUGAAUGGGAGCGUGGUGCCAGACCUGUGCCUGUCCUACUGUGGACCCGGGUCCCUGGCCAUCCCCACCCAGUACCUGGCCCUGUUCGGUCUCCGUAGGCUGAGGGUCCACAUCGCUGCCCAGGGUGCCCCACACCCGGAGCAGGUCCUCACAAUCGCCUCUGGGACUGAGGAUAUAGAGGGGAUGGGGUCCCUAGCCUCCACUGACCCUUCAUCUUCUAUCCUCCAUGUAUCCUUCCUGGAUGUAGCGCUGCUUAAUGGCUUGUCGUCCCUAAAGGCCUACAGUGUGAGCGCCCCUCCCAUGCCCACCCUCUCCCAGUACUUCCCCCACCUGCCCCUGUACCCCUCCACUGCCUUGGACCAGCCCCUGUACCCCUCAACCCCUCUGGACCAGCCUCCUGACCCUCAACAGGACUGCCUCUUCACCUUCAUCUACUAGACCUGUAGGCUCUGAGCAGAGAGCAGGGCUGGGUCAGUCCCUCAGCUAAAUAGAUCUAUGGAAACUAGACUGGGCUGGAUGGAUAACACUGAAGUGGUAAGUGCAAGAGCUCCAUUCACCCUGAUGUUACUGAAUGGGCUUGAUGUGCAGAGAGCUAUGCUGCUUUUCAAUGUGUUUCUAUAUAAUGCGAUUCUACGUUACAAAAAACUCGAUUCCAAUAUCCACAAGAAGACUCUGGACAAGACAAGACAACCAUCUUUCAGUAUCAAUGCAAGAGCGAGGCAGAGAAGAAGAGAUGGAAAGAGACAGAGAACGAGACAAGGACGGCAUCCGUCUGCUGCUCUAAAGACUAACAGAAAGCUUGUUAUGAAUGCUAACUGUUAUGAAUGCUAACUGACAGUUAGCAUUCAUAACAGCAGGCCUACAAGCUAACUGUCAGAUAGCAUUCAUAACAGCAGGCCUACAAGCUGUCAGAUAGCAUUCAUAACAGCAGGCCUACAAGCUAACUGUCAGAUAGCAUUCAUAACAGCAGGCCUACAAGCUAACUGUCAGAUAGCAUUCAUAACAGUAGGCCUACAAGCUAUCUGACAGUUAGCAUUCAUAACAGCAGGCCUACAAGCUAACUGUCAGAUAGCAUUCAUAACAGCAGGCCUACAAGCUAAGUGUCAGAUAGCAUUCAUAACAGUAGGCCUACAAGCUAUCUGACAGUUAGCAUUCAUAACAGCAGCCCUACAAGCUAACUGUCAGUUAGCAUUCAUAACAGCAGGCCUACAAGCUAACUGUCAAAUAGGAUUCAUAACAGCAGGCCUACAAGCUAUCUAGCUAUCUAACUGUCAGAUAGCAUUCAUAACAGUAGGCCUACAAGCUAACUGUCAAAUAGCAUUCAUAACAGUAGGCCUACAAGCUAUCUAACUGUCAGUUAGCAUUCAUAACAGCAGGCCUACAAGCUAACUGUCAGUUAGCAUUCAUAACAGUAGGCCUACAAGCUAUCUGACAGUUAGCAUUCAUAACAGCAG